CGACAAGGUCUGACAUCAGAUAUAAUUUAUAAUCAUUUAUUAAUAAAUUGCUGCAGAUAAGACAUGUGAUAUUAGUUCCCUUUAUUGUAAACAACAAUUUUAUUAUUAUUUGUUUUGUAUCUGUUUUAAAGGUACUACUACUUUAUAGUUAAGAUGUUAUUAUAUCUAAUAGCGACUGUAAUAGCCGCAGCUACGUAUUAUUAUAUACAAUGUAUAACUUUUUGGAGGAGACAAGGUGUUCCACAAGGAUCAAUAAAAUAUACCAUCGUAGAACUUAUAAAUUUCUUUUUACAGAAAAAACCGUUAGCGGAAUCUAUUCAGUUAAAUUAUAAUAUGUUUCCAGAAAGCAGGUAUACUGGUGUGUAUUCAUUCGGGGCACCAAUUUUAAUGAUAAGAGAUCCAGAUCUGCUCAAAGAUAUUACAGUUAAAAAUUUCGAUCACUUUCCAGAUCAUACUAAUAUUAUUUCAGAAGUUGCCGAGCCCUUGUGGGCAAAAAAUCUAUUUGCAUUAAAAGGUCAAAGAUGGCGUGACAUGAGGCCAAUUCUUAGUCCAUCGUUCACUAGCAGCAAGAUGAGAUCGAUGUUCGUAUUAAUUUCUGAAUGUGCACAAAACUUCUCUCAUUAUUAUUUAAAGAAAGAUGAACAAAUAAUUGAAGUAGAAUUGAAAGAUAGUUUUACGCGAUUUACCAACGACGUUAUAGCUACAGCUGCAUUUGGUAUCAAAACAGAUUCAUUAGAAAAUAAGGAAAACCAGUUCUAUGUAAUGGGAAAAGCAUUGACCAGCUUUGCGACAGGAUUUUUUAAUGCAUUCAAACUAGUUUUGUUAAUACUAUUUCCCAAGGUGUUUGAGAUUUUUCAAAUAGGAAUAUUUAAGAAAGAAGUAACCACAUUCUUCAUAGAUUUAAUAGACAGUACCGUGAAAACUCGAAAAGAAAAGAAAAUAGUACGUCCAGAUAUGAUACAUUUAUUAAUGGAGGCUCAAAAAGGAUUGGAAAGUAAAGAAGUUCAAGUUGAAGAUAAUAGUUUUGCUGCUCAAACUGAAGCUGAUUUAGGAAAAGCAGUACAACAAAAAGAUUUAUCAAAUUUGGAUAUUGCUGCCCAAGCUCUUAUAUUCUUUUUCGCUGGUUUUGAAACGGUAUCAGCGCUAAUGUGUUUUAUGGCUUAUGAAUUAGCAAUAAAUCCCGAUAUACAGCAGAAAUUGAGAGAAGAAAUUGAAGAAACUUUAGAAAAUUGCAACGGAGAGCUUACCUAUGAAGCUUUGCUGAAGAUGAAAUAUUUGGAUAUGGUUGUGUCAGAAUCAUUAAGAAAAUGGCCAUCUGCUAUAGUUGCCGAUAGAGAAUGUACUAAAACUUAUACAAUUGAACCAAAAUUAACUGGAGAAAAACCUGUUGUGAUAAAGAAAAAGAUGGCAAUUUGGUUACCUAUAUAUGGUAUCCACCGUGAUCCAAAUAUUUAUCCGGAACCAGAAAAAUUCAAUCCGGAAAGAUUUAACGAUGACAACAAAGCAAACAUUAAUCCUUAUACGUACUUACCGUUUGGUUUAGGACCAAGAAACUGCAUAGGAUCUAGAUUUGCUCUGCUAGAAGUAAAAACUGUGUUCUUUUAUCUAUUGCAAAAUUUUGCGCUGGUACCAACUCAGAAGUCACAAAUACCCCUUAAAUUAUCUGCAAUAAACUUCAGCUUAUCUACAGAAGGAGGAUUUUGGUUUGGAUUGGAGAAAUUGAAACAAUAAAAUGUAUUGGUAUUGAAAGAUGUAAUUUGUAUCUUUAGAAAAAUUAAGUGUUAGUAAAAUAUAUUAAACCACCCAGUUGAAUUGUAAUGUGUAUAUGUUUGUUACAAUUGAGUUAUCCACAACCAAUUAGGCUAAAAUUUUAAAUACACAUUUAGUUUGGAUGAAAAUGCAUCGUUAGGUAAUUGAUGUCAUUAUAAAUACAAUAUGGUGAACUCCAAAAGAUGAUGGACUAGUAAUUUUUUGUUUCCCAACAUAUGGGUACAAUUAAAAGGAUUUGCUGAGACGAAUACGAAAAAACACUAAAUUCCACAUGGCGGUCAAAAUUUUAUUUUAUGAGUAUCAAAUUAAAGAAUUUGCUAAGGAGAAUACAAAAAUAAAAUGAUAUCACUCUGAAUCCAAUGUGGCGGUCUCCCAAAGAUAGCGGUAUUAUUUUUUUUUGCACCCUUAUGAUAUGGGGAAUCAAUACCUUUACAUACUGUUCAAUAUUGUUGAAUUUGUCGAAUAUCGUGAUACAACACAAGUUUUUUAGGUUGUAAACCACAAUAUGUAAAUAAAAAAGGGGGAGGGGAGUGUUAUCAUCCUCUAAGAGAACUAGACUUCCUAGUUCGACAGCUUUGGGAUCUGCAGACCAUUCACCGGACCUGUAGGUGAUGCAAGUAGUCUUUAGACCACCUAUUCCAGAAAUGUUGAACAAACAAUUGUAUGUACUUAUAACGGGAAACCAAAGUAUUUGGACAGGAACUCACAACUGGCUCGUUAAACGAAGUCAAUGCACUGCCAAUGAUGAAGUGAUCUGGCGUCAAAGGUUGAAGAUCAGUUGGAUCUUCUGUGAGAGGGGUGAUGGAUCUAGAAUUUAAAAUUGACUCUAUCUGUGUCAAUAACGUGUAAAAAUCUUUAUAUGACAAAUAUACAUUGUGAAUUAUUCUAUUGAGGUAAAAUUUUACUGAACGUACUGCACUUUCCCAUAGACCUCCAAAGUGGGGCGAGCGAGAGGGAAUAAAAUUCCAUCUGAUUUUAGAUUCAAUUGAAAAGGAUUUAAAUUUGUCUGUACUCGACAAAUUUACAAAUUCUUUGAGUUCGCGAUUAGCUGCAGUUAAAUUGCCAGCAUUAUCAGAAUAUAUGUCUGAACAAAGACCUCUUCUAGCUACGAAUCUCUUAAAAAUGUUUAAAAAACCUUCAGCAGUAAGCUCAGUAACUUGUUCUAUGUGAAUUGCCUUCGUGGCUAAACAAAUAAAAAUACAUAUAUACGCCUUUAUAUAUUUUCUGUUUAUGAGCGUACUGUCCUUGAUUAAAUAAGGACCAGCAUAAUCCACACCAAUUUUAGAAAAAACUCGAGGAACGUUAACUCUGUCACCGGGCAAAUCUUCUAUUUUUUGUGUAAAAGUUAACGGUUUUGUCCUGAAACAAAUUAUGCAUUUACUCAAAAUUGAUCUAACUGUUCUACGACCGCUGAGAGGCCAAUAUUUAGUUCUAACGCGUGAUAAAACAUGUUGUGGCCCAGCAUGCAAGUCACUUACAUGAGCAUUUAAAAUAACUAGUUUAGUAAAGUUUCCCUUUGAAGGGAUUGUUAUAGGGAAUUUACAUUCCAAGGGUAGGACCGCGUUGGACAGCCGCCCGCCAACUCUAAUUAGACCUGAUUUGUCCAGAAAUGAAUUCAAGCAUUUUAGUUUGCUUUUAUUAGGGACUAAGGAAUUUUUAUUCAGACAACGAAUUUCUUCUGCAAAAUAUUUUUGUUGAACGAGCCUGGAUAAAACAAUUUUACUAUUUUCAACUUCAUCCAGCUGCAAAGAACCAGAAAGUCUGUUUUGACGGCUUUCUCCUUUAAGACGACUAUUGUGAAGAAAUCUCAAUACGAAAGCAACUGUACGAAUCAAGCAAUUGUAAGACGAAUAUCUUCCUAACAGACUAUCAUCUAUUUAAAUGGUUAAACGGGUAGGUUUGAAUUCCUCUAAAUCAGGAACAGGAAUUGAUGCAUAGUUUAACUUGGGCCAAAGAGUAAUAUCUAGUUUUAAAAAUUCAGGUCCAUUCCACCAUAACUUGUUAUGUUGUAACUGAUUAGGGUAAACACCGCGGGAGAUUAUAACAGCA
This is a messenger RNA of Psylliodes chrysocephalus, 3819 nucleotides long. NCBI's taxonomy places the organism in Eukaryota, Metazoa, Arthropoda, Insecta, Coleoptera, Chrysomelidae. The record is from the annotation of a GenBank genome assembly.